GUUUUACCUUAGUCAGGCAGCCGUCCAUAUUGUCCGGCUAUAGACUCUGACCAUUUGAACGUGAGAGUACUUAAGACCUGUGUGUGCCUUGCUUUCUUCAGUUGAUUUAGUCUUCUAGUUUAAUAUUACUUGUCGCUAAGUAAGUCUAGAAGCUACAGCAGUGUUGUGUGGCCUGUAGCUGUUCUUUUGACAGUGUAGAAAUCUGUGAUAGUGAUUUGUCCUACAUUUUCGCCAGACGACACCCUAGAGACGUCUGCUGAGAGUUUGAUGCCAAGAUGGCGGAACUGGAGGUCGAGGACUCUGCAGAGCGCGGCGGCAGACGGCUGUCGACGCUGUUCAUGCCGCCCAGCCUGAACCUGCAGAGGUGCCAGCGCUGCAGCCAGAAGGUGUAUCAGCAGGAGAGGAUCGGCCCCGUCAAUGACGUCGUCUUCCACAAGCAGUGCUUCAAGUGUUGUGUGUGCGGUGGUUACGUCACACUCAAGAACUACUGGACCAACCAGAGCCAGAGUGAGGACAAGGAGAUCUACUGCCAGAGGCACGCGCCAAGGAUAGGCGGCUCCAGGCUCGACGACAAGGCCAUGGGGAUACAGAGAGCCAUGGCGGCCCAGGACAACUUCCGGAGAGCGACCAGCAAAAUGUCGGAGCUUCGCUUCCAGGGGGAACAGCCUGGGUACGCUAUAGACAAUGAGGCUCUGGGCAUCAAGUCCGCCCUGGCCCAGGGCCGCAACAACCCCCACGGGCCAAUCACGGAUCAUUUUGCCGGACACAAGAUCUCCAUCGACGAGAACGCCGUCCACAUCCGUGGCGCCCUCAACGCCCAGCUCCUGCAGAAGAAGUACCAGAGGAAGCUGGACAAGCACCACUUCCCACCCCACAUU
Physella acuta is the source of this 878-nucleotide messenger RNA. RefSeq names its product hillarin-like. Lineage: Eukaryota; Metazoa; Mollusca; Gastropoda; Physidae. The record is from RefSeq and is a predicted model, not a curated record.